GCAGCCACAGCUUCCCUGAGAAUUCCAGCCCAGCCCCUCCUCCCGGGGAAGGACGAUCCCAAUAUCCCAAUUCCCGACCUUUCCCUGCUCUCCCCCAGGGCCAGACCGUGGACGACAUUCCCAAGGAGGUGUUGAUAGACUGUGCCCACCUGGUGAAGGCCAACAGCAUCCAAGGGUGCAAGAUGAACAACGUGAGCGUGGUUUACACCCCCUGGACAAACCUGAAGAAGACGUCGGACAUGGACGUGGGACAGAUCGGAUUCCACAGGCAGAAGGAUGUGAAGGUUGUGACGGUGGAGAAGAAGGUGAACGAGAUCCUGAACCGGCUGGAGAAGACGAAGGUGGAGCGGUUCCCGGACCUGGCGGCCGAGCGGGAAGCGCGGGAUCGGGAGGAGCGCAACGAGAAGAAGGCCCAGAUCCAGGAGAUGAAGAGGAGGGAGAAGGAGGAGCUGAAGAAGAAGAAGGAGCUGGAGGAGCUGAGGAGCUACUCCUCCCUGAUGAAGGCUGAGAACAUGUCCUCCAACCAG
Messenger RNA from Neopelma chrysocephalum (saffron-crested tyrant-manakin), 527 nucleotides. RefSeq names its product coiled-coil domain-containing protein 25-like. The annotation marks the transcript as partial. The record is from RefSeq and is a predicted model, not a curated record. NCBI's taxonomy places the organism in Eukaryota, Metazoa, Chordata, Aves, Passeriformes, Pipridae. The transcript has 4 exons.